This is a messenger RNA of Lethenteron reissneri (Far Eastern brook lamprey), 1193 nucleotides long. RefSeq names its product ribosomal protein lateral stalk subunit P0 (gene RPLP0). Gene Ontology annotation, cellular component: cytosolic large ribosomal subunit. NCBI's taxonomy places the organism in Eukaryota, Metazoa, Chordata, Hyperoartia, Petromyzontiformes, Petromyzontidae. Gene Ontology annotation, biological process: cytoplasmic translation; ribosomal large subunit assembly; ribosome biogenesis. Gene Ontology annotation, molecular function: structural constituent of ribosome; large ribosomal subunit rRNA binding. The record is from RefSeq and is a predicted model, not a curated record.
UGGGAGUCCCCGGCGCGCCCCUCCCCCUUUCCUUCCGAGUCGGCGGCGCGAGUGACAUCGUCUUUAAACCAGUUUCUGGAACUCCUUGGUAGCACAACAAGAUGCCCAGGGAAGACAAGUCAACUUGGAAGUCAAAUUACUUCCUGAAGAUCAUCCAACUUCUGGAAGAUUUUCCAAAAUGCUUCAUCGUUGGUGCAGACAAUGUCGGCUCCAAGCAGAUGCAGCAGAUCCGCAUGUCAUUGCGCGGAAAAGCUGUGGUGCUCAUGGGCAAGAACACCAUGAUGCGCAAAGCCAUCCGUGGUCACCUUGAGAAAAACCCAGCACUUGAGAGAGUGUUGCCAUACAUUCGCGGGAAUGUUGGGUUUGUCUUCACCAAGGAGGACCUGGCUGAGAUCCGUGACAUGCUUCUUGCCAACAAGGUCCCGGCCUCGGCACGUGCCGGAGGUCUGGCUCCAUGCGACGUGAUGGUGCCGGCACAGAACACUGGCCUCGGUCCUGAGAAGACCUCCUUCUUCCAGGCUCUUGGCAUCACCACCAAGAUCUCAAGAGGCACCAUUGAAAUUCUGAGCGACGUGCAGCUGAUCAAGGCGGGUGACAAGGUGGGGGCCAGCGAGGCGACGCUUCUCAACAUGCUCAACAUCUCGCCCUUCACCUUCGGCCUCCACAUCCUGCAGGUGUACGACAAUGGCAGCAUUUACAGCCCCGAUGUGCUGGACAUCACCGAGGAGGACCUGCGCAAGCGCUUCCUCGAGGGUGUGCGCAACGUCGCCAGCGUGUGCCUUCAGAUUGGCUACCCGACCGUUGCCUCAAUCCCACAUUCCAUCGUUAACGGCUACAAGCGUGUGCUCGCCAUUGCCGUGGAGACCGAAUACUCUUUCCCACUUGCCGACAAGGUUAAGGCGUUCCUGGCUGACCCAUCCGCCUUCGUGGCAGCCGCACCUGUGGCAGCCGCGGCUGCGCCAGCUGCUGCUGCCAAGGAGGAGAAGAAGCAUGAGUCUGAAGAGGAGGAGGAAGAUGACGACAUGGGCUUCGGUCUCUUUGACUAGGAGUCCUGCUCAGAGGGGGGGCCUCUUGGCUGCUCAUGGAUCUCACCUGCAGCCAUGCGGCUGUUGGCGGCUGUUGUGCUCUGCUUAAUGUCAAAUGUCAACUAGGACACGACGAUUCAUGAAAAAUAAAAAACAAUUUAAAAUAAA